CUUUGGCAUACAUAUUUUAACAGAAGAUUCAGAAAUGGACAUUUCAUCCGUGUUAAGGUCCUUUGGGUUAUACGUUGAAUCAAGAACCUACGAUAUAACAAAGCUCUGCCUUUACGGUGAAGUAGAAGGGGUGCGAUUGCAUCUCGAACCUGACACCCUCUAUUUUGGAGACUUAAUUGUCGGCCAGACAUCACAGCGCGUUCUUCGCUUAACAAAUCCUUCUGCUGUAGCGCCAAUAUAUCUAGAAUGUCUAUCGAAUGCAGCUGCACGCUGUUACCCGAAUUACAUGAGACUCAAACCGAAAACAUCAAUCGAAGUUCUUGUUAAAGUUUGCGGUAAAGAAAGCACUAAACCUUCUUUCAAGUUGUUCUUCAAUGUCAUAACAAAUUCUUACGACUCGACCGCAUCAAGACGAAGCUUCAAAAAAAUAAAAGUUGGGAGUUACUUUGUUAAAUGCACAGUGAAUAUUAUUUUCAAGUCCAAGAAAGAACUUUUAAGUAAAAAAAGUUUGCCGACAAAGAUAACAGAUGACGACGAGGAAAUUAUAAAACGUCUUUUACGUUCACCCAAAUGGAAGGUGUUAUAUAAAGACUAUUCAAAAAUAAUAAGUAGAUAUUUUGCGGAAAGUGUAAAAUAUCCGUUGAAAAAAUCGAUUUCCGCAAUCAAGGCAGCUGUGUUGAUACCUUUAUCGCCUUUACAAAUAUAUAAAGUCCACAUCUAUCCAGCAACCUUCACUUUUGGAAUGGUAGCACUGAAUAGUCUCAACUAUCGUCGUUUGGUUGUGAAAAAUACGAACGAUAUUCCAGUGAUGAUACGAUUGAUAAGUUUGUCAACCAAGUGCAUAAACUUUCCGGAAGGUAAUUUAAUAAUCGUGCAACCGGACUCGACAAUAACAAAAUUAAUCGAGUAUUUUGCGGAUGAAAUGGGCAAGUUUAACGGAUAUAUCAAUUAUGUGAUUAACGACAAUCAUUCUUUUGAGCUUAAUAUCACUGCUUGUAUCGUUCAUAAGCAUCUGUAUAUCGAUAAGAAAGAGAUUGAAUUUGGGAAGGAAUGGUUGAGAGAAGAAGUUUAUCAACCAAUGGCCACUGUUGCUCGAAUUACAAACAAAUUGGACGCAAACAUACGUUUUAGGUGGGAAGUACCGGUGACGGCUGGGUUCUACGUAGAACCGAGAUCGGGUACCGUACGAGGUAACGCUACUCUAUGUGUUUACGUGUGCUACGAGACCGAUAACAGGGAUAAUUAUGCUCGAGCGAUAAUGAAGUGUGAGAACGGAAGUCGCAUGUCCUUGCGACUUAGCGCGCCGCAAUUCGUACCGAGGGUCGAAUUUGCGAGUGACAGCGCGAAUCUCGGAGACAUACCCCUCAAUUUACCAACGAGGGUGAUCGCCAUCCUCCAAAAUUUCGAGUUCAAUGAGGUGAUAUACGAGAUAGAUAGCGCGUCGCUGAUACGCGGCUGCAAUGUUAAUCAACUGCGAGGGAAAAUAUCUCCGCGUGGUAUCGCAAUUCUUGAGGUAAACCUUACGUUCGACGUUUGCUGUCACUUUUCUACCGUAAUAGUCGUCACGAUACAAGGGUCCCUACAGUUACCGUACAGAAUAAACGGCAAUGUGUCAUUUCCGCGAUUGAAGCUUCUGCCGCGACAAAUAGGCUUAAAACGUCUCAGCAUCGAUGCCUCUCAAACUCACCAGAUAACAGCCACAAAUGUUGGGACAACGGUACUGAAGCUGCAAGUUUUGUUGGAAGAAUAUCCAGAAUUUUGCAUCUCUUUGUCGCCAAGUGACAAUAGAAGUUCCGAAAUAAGUACGGAAGGGAUAAUCAUCGCUCCAAGUGCAAGUCAAAAUCUUUAUCUGCAUUUUCAACCAGUCGAUCUGGCCAAUUAUGCUUUCUAUUUGCCGAUCGUGAUAAAUCAGCUGCUCGGCCCAGUAUCGCUGCUGAAUCCUAAAAGCGUUCAACCGGCGGAAUUUUUGAAAUCUCAUGAAGCUCAUUAUACGCAUUUAUCAGGUUUUACCAUGACACCAUUGCCUGAUAAGCUGCCGACUGUAUCUAUUGAUUUUACCGUGGCUGGUCAUAUUGUUUUCUUCAGUAAACUUUUAUUUUAUUUCAACGCAGCAACUAACAAAGUAAGAUUUUGUUCCGAUAAAACAAAAAAAACCAAAAGUACAUGCAGGAAAAAUUUAAAAAUAAGACAUUUCAAGCCUCUCAAUCGUUUAUUAUUCCGCCAGCUGUCCGAGGAAUUGUUCAUAGAGAAUCGGGUGUCGAGGGAAACAGUAAUAUCGCUAAAUAUUGAGGAGCUCAACAAAGCUGAUUGCCCAUUCGCCAUAAAGUGGUCUCACGGUGCGGAAAUUAGCAGAACGUCGGAUUCGAUUGUGUGCACCUUACGUCCCGGCGAUAGCGUCUCUCUUGUUCUUGAGUUCGAGCCGAGGAGACGCGGCAGCUUUAGUGCGGAGGUACCGAUAUACGUUCGCGGUGAGCUCGGCGACGGCGUCUUCAAUAAAUUACAUCUCAACGGCGAGUUCCCCGCCAGUUCGAUCGACGUCGAGCCGACGGAGAUAUAUUUUACGCCUGUUCCUCUCGGCACAGCGGUAGAGGAAAAGUUUAGGAUCCGUGCGAGGUACUUUGAUAACACGGCCUUUCUACGGUCGAACUUUUUGACGACGUCGCGAUGCAGCGGCGAUUACAGAGACGAGUUGUUACGCGUCGAGUUUCUAAACGGCAACGUCGUCCCUCCCCGAUCACACGUGGAUCUUGAAGCAAGAGUAACGUUCAAGAGCAAUCAACCAGUAUCGUUUUGCUUAAUUAUUGAGUUAACGGACGAUCGUGAGCUUGCCACGUGUUUUUUAACAGUAUAUGCAACAGCGGAUAACAGUUUGUUAACGACAUACAUGUACCAAAUGAAAUUCGUCGAUAAAACGUACACUAAAUAUUUGGAGAAACCUGUCUCAUGUCCGACAGUAUCAUCGGAUAGUGCAACAGACGAGGAUGAUUACGACAUUGACGAAAUUCUUCAUAAAAGCAAAUAUGUGAGUUUCUAUAUUCUCACGUUUUGCGAUUUGCCUUGUAACAGACAUUUCAAAAAAGUAAAAAUUAAUACAAUUUCGCUAAAUUCAGUUUUUCGGACAGAUAUAUGCGAUAUGAUAAUAUCUUCAAUCCAGAGCAAAUUAUUCAAAUCAGGACUCAGCAUUACGUCGCAUUUUGAUAAUCAAAGUAAAAGUCGUUUUAUCGAUAAAACGACAGAUUCAAAAUUGCAUCGGGACAAAGAGGUAAAUGAAGUAGAUAGUAAGAAUAUGCAAGUGGAUGAAAAACAGACGCUGGACAAUGAAAAACAAAUAUCAAUUCAUAAAAGAUCUUCCACAUUCUCUAUCGCUUUCGGACCAAGAGACCGCAAAACUUCUGAACACUCUGAAAAAUUGCUGCACUUUGAUUGUUCCACUAAUGAUAGAAAUGAUGAUUGCAGGAAAUAUAUGGAGAGAAUAAUGAUGUUUAUGGAAGAAUGGAUGUAUUCGGGUCCAUUAAAAUUUCGUUUUUAUCCAAAUAUUCCUUACGGCAUUACGGUAGCUUUUUCGUACUUCUUUACGAAAAAGAAAUCAUACAUAGGAAAUUCUAAACAAGAAGGCUACUCCCUUAUGCUCUCAUUCGUUGAUAUCCUCGAAUCGCUCGUAGGAUCAAAUAUUCACACUUACUUGGGAGAAUUAUCAAAGCAGCCGUUACCUAAAAGUGACAUCGAAAGAAUCAAUUAUGUGCUUCAGUUGUAUAACAAGAUACUCGACUUUCUUCUAUCUCAACGAGCGUAUUUAUUUCACGUCUCGCCGCAAUUUCUUCUCAAUUACAACGAUUAUCUAAUUAGCAUUGACAUUGUACAGAGCAAUGUACAAAGAAAGAAACUUUUCGGUACGAAUUGCAUGUCACGCAAACGGAUGUCACGACAAUUAUUCGAAUCGCGAAAUAAGCAAUGUUGGUUGGAUGUGAUUCUGCAGACGUACAAGUGUCUUGUACUCCGUAAAAUACACGAGCACAAAUUCGGGACGUCGCCACGUUCCUCGAGAAGAUCCACGCAUCGGGAAUCGAUAGUGUCGGCUACGUCGAGUUUGCCGAAACUUCACGAGAAAGCCAUUCAAAGCAUCAUAAAUUCGCCAAAUUACAAAUUCGCUUCCGAUGACUUUGGCAUGGAAGAAAAGUUUCUGUUGACUUGGCUGCGAUAUCAUUACGAACAACAAUGCGUGCGAGAUUGGAUGACCGAUCACCGUAUAAUCCUGGAUCCGCGAGAGAAGCAGGAGGUGGCGGAGCAUCGCGCGAUUCAAAAUUUUCAUUGCGAUUUGUCGGACAGUCUCGUUUUAAUCGCCGUCACUGCGGCCUACUGUCCCUUUCUCAUCAACGAAUACUUUAACAAUUUGUACAUUGUCCCGAGAAACAAACAAGAGAUACUACAUAACGCUGUUUGUCUAAUCACCGCUUGGCGGAAAAUACGGCUUGGCUUCAUAAUUACGCCGACGCAAUUAGUUAAUCCGAAUACAGUGCAAAUGUUAAUGCUGGUCGUCCAUCUUUUCCAAGCUUUGCCGACGUAUGUACCUCGCGCCAAGAUCAAAUUUAGCUGCCCACUGUCGCAAACCGUAACAAGGCAAAUAAGCGUUUUGAAUCCGACAGACAACAUUGUAAAUUAUUUAUUGUUGCUCGUGAACAAUGCAAAUCAUUCUUUUACCAUCCUGAAGCCCGUAUCGAUCUUACGUUUAAGCGCGAACGGCAGUGGUCAAGUACAAAUACAAUUUCAUGCGAAUAAAAUACGGAAAAAUAGAACGUAUUUGAUACUCUGCGGACGGGCUAUUGGACCACAUUUCGGAAGAAAUCAGACUAUCGUCUUGGAGGGUCACAUCGACAAUCUAGGAAUUGCGAGCGAAUACACUGUACGCAGCAAACUAUACGAGAUUGUCGAUAUGAAUUUGAGAAUCAAUAUACCCUAUCGAAAUGAGGCGAAAUACGAUAUAUGGAUGACGGACGAACGACCAACUGAACCCUCGACCCUGAAAAUGACAUCAUGGCGCGAAUUGCAAGCUAGGAAAAUACCGAGAAGGCUAUUUCUGAAUCAAGAAUCAAUAGUUGUUGCCGAGGGUGCAUCGGAGGCGCGUUUAUCGAUCAGCGUGGCGUGCAUCGCACCUGAGCAACGGGAAUUUUGGUUGAUCUUUCAAGCGAAAACGGGCGACUUCAUCAUCAAAAUAAUUUCGAUAUGGCAAACAUCAGUUAACGGUCACAUCGUUGUCGAGUGGACGGCUGAAGAAAAAUGUAUUUGUUCAAAUCAGCGAAGUGGCAUAAGAGACACUUGCUCGUUUAACAUUAGCGUGCCUAUACCGUCCUGCAACGUUAAGCUCCAGAAAUGUGUAGUCGAGAUGUUUAAAAAGACUCUUGAUUUGAAGGAACGUUUGUUCUGGUCCAAAUACUCGAAUACCAAUAUCGAAUUACAAUUAAUAAAAUGGUUGAUGGGAGAUGAUACUGAUUCCGCGACUUUAGAAUUUGUCCAUGUUUUUAAUACCGCAGUUACGUAUAAAGUUGCGAUUUCAGACAAAUCAAGUCCUCUUAUUCUACCAGAAUGUUUCACUAUACAAGAUGUGAGAUUGUCUACUCAGCAAGUUCCAAUGAUCAUGCAUAUUCUACCAACGACUUCUCCAUUGUAUGAAGCGACGAUCACUCUUACAUCUUUGGAUAAUAAAGAACUUCGAGUAUACAUCAUUAGCUGCUUACGAUCGUAAAAUUAUCGUUAUUAAUAUAAUUGCACUUCAAAUAAAUGAUAUAGUAAAUUAUACAAACACAAAUUUCAAUCUUACUGUUUGUCUUGGUAUAGAGAAUUUAGUAUUGUAUCAAUAAAAAAUAAAUAAGAAAUGUGAAAUAAUAAUAGUAAUUAUAAUCAUAA
Messenger RNA from Monomorium pharaonis (pharaoh ant), 5901 nucleotides. Its product is annotated as cilia- and flagella-associated protein 47. NCBI's taxonomy places the organism in Eukaryota, Metazoa, Arthropoda, Insecta, Hymenoptera, Formicidae. The transcript is spliced from 22 exons. The coding region runs from base 35 to 5740 and encodes 1901 amino acids. The record is from RefSeq and is a predicted model, not a curated record. Gene Ontology annotation, molecular function: protein binding.